Messenger RNA from Arabidopsis thaliana (thale cress), 1127 nucleotides. Its product is annotated as HMG (high mobility group) box protein with ARID/BRIGHT DNA-binding domain-containing protein. Gene Ontology annotation, biological process: regulation of DNA-templated transcription. Bases 1 to 1014 code for a protein of 337 amino acids. The record is from RefSeq and is marked reviewed. Gene Ontology annotation, molecular function: DNA binding. The transcript is spliced from 6 exons. Gene Ontology annotation, cellular component: nucleus. NCBI's taxonomy places the organism in Eukaryota, Viridiplantae, Streptophyta, Magnoliopsida, Brassicales, Brassicaceae.
AUGUCGACCGAUAGUUCACAAUUUGAAGUUGUUCCCGCUAAUGCCUCUGCUUUAGACAACGACGUUUCCUCUCACAUGUCUAUGUUGUAUCAGGAUAUUGUCCGAAACCCCGAACUUUUCUGGGAGAUGCUCCGGGAUUUCCAUGAAUCUUCGGACAAAAAAUUUAAGAUUCCUAUUGUGGGUGGAAAAAGUCUUGAUCUGCAUCGGCUUUUCAACGAAGUCACAUCUCGAGGUGGUCUUGAAAAGGUGAUCAAGGAUCGUAGAUGCAAAGAAGUGAUUGACGCAUUCAAUUUUAAGACAACAAUAACAAAUUCAGCAUUUGUUCUAAGGAAGUCGUAUCUUAAAAUGCUCUUUGAAUUUGAGCAUCUCUAUUACUUCCAAGCUCCACUUUCUACAUUUUGGGAAAAAGAAAAAGCAUUGAAGCUCCUUAUCGAAAAAUCUGCAAACCGUGACAAAGACUCUCAAGAACUGAAACCUGGCACCGUGAUUACUGGGAUCAUCGAUGGGAAAUUCGAAAGUGGUUAUCUUAUAAGCACAAAGGUAGGCUCAGAAAAGCUCAAAGGAAUGCUUUACCACAUUUCUCCUGAAACUAAAAGAGGCAAGAAGAAAGCAAAAUCAUCUCAGGGGGAUUCUCAUAAGCCACCUAAGCGUCAAAGAACCGGUUACAACUUCUUCGUUGCUGAGCAAUCCGUGAGGAUUAAAGCUGAGAACGCUGGACAAAAAGUAUCUAGCCCUAAGAAUUUUGGGAACAUGUGGACCAAUCUCUCUGAAUCUGAUAGAAAGGUUUAUUAUGAGAAAAGUCGUGAGGAUGGGAAGAGGUAUAAAAUGGAGAUUUUACAGUACAGAUCUUUAAUGGAAUCUCGUGUGGCGGAAAUUGUAGCCGCAACUGAUGCAGGUACAAGUGCAAGUGCAGCGGAGACUGCGGAUGAGGCGAGUCAAGAAAAUUUAGCCAAGACUGAUGCAUGCACAAGUGCAAGUAGUGCAGCUGAGACUGAGGAUGAGGUGAGUCAGUAGUGUUGACCGUUGAGAUGGGUCAGUAGUGUUUCUCUAUCGUUGUCUUCUCUAUUUGUUGUAAGUUUAUCUUUAUGUUAUGAGAACUUUGGUUAAUAAUAAGUUGUGGAAUCUUG